GAGAAUCGGACGGGUUUGAUUGAUGCUAUGCUAUGCUAUGCUAUGCUAGCUAUGCUUUUGGGGUGUAUGGAUGGAUGAAGGAUGGAUGGAUGGACUGGCUGGCUGCAGGCUUGAGAGAGGUGUGUAUUUGUGUUUUGCGGUGUGAUGGGGUUUUUGUGCAUGGCGUGGGUGGAUCUUGUGGUUUGCGCGCGUGAGUGUUGUGUGUGCGUGUGUGUGUGUUGUGUGUGCGUGUGUGUGUGUUGUGUGUGCGUGUGUGUGUGUUGUGUGUGGGUGGAUAUUAGGCUUGACUGGGAUUUUGUGGUGAAUGGAUGGAUAGAUGGGUGGAUGGAUGGCGUGCCUCCUCCCCUCGUGAUUCAUGGGGUUUCCUUUUUUCAUGGUUGUCUUCUGCGAUGUCGGUACUGUGGUUCUAUGCUGGCUAGCUCUUCCAUUCGAUGGAUGGCUAACCUACUGGCGACGAGGCGCCAGUCUACUACAUUCAUGGCUUGGGCCAACAUAUCAAGCACGCCAACAUGAGCUCAGCGUUACGUCUGUAUCGACGGAUGCCGAGUACAUCAUUGGCCGGUAGCUGCUCUAUGGAUGCUAAAUGAACAGACGAAAGAAAUGCGGUCAGUCAGCCACGUC
Molecule: messenger RNA, 621 nt
Organism: Pseudovirgaria hyperparasitica
Lineage: Eukaryota; Fungi; Ascomycota; Dothideomycetes; Acrospermales; Acrospermaceae
Exons: 1
Coding region: 145-513 (122 amino acids)
Source: RefSeq, a predicted model, not a curated record